GGCGUCACUUCCGCUCCACGUGAAAGGCUCCUUAUAGUCCAUGUGAGGAGCACUGUAUAUCCGAGGCGUAUUGUUUUACGUUUUAACAUUGAUAGUUCACAUAUAGUCAUCUCAUGGUUAUCGACAGCAAGACUAUGGCGUCCGUAGAGGAGGAAGCGCUGCUCGGUCAGGAUUCAGAGGAGGAAAACAGUGAAUUAUCGGACGAUGAGCUGCAAGAAGCCUUCGCAGCGGGGUUGUUGAAGCCUGGGAUGAACGUCCUGGUGGAUAAACCCAAAACGUUCGUCAACAAUGUGGAGGGGUUGAAACAGUGUCUUGCUGAUUUUCGUAAAGAUCUUCCCUGGGUAGAGAGAUUGGAUCUGACCAACCUACCAGCUGCAAAUAUCAUUUCUCAAGCUGAAGAGAAAGCUUCAGCGCCAGCCGCUGGGGAACUGGAUGCUGAUGACGAUUUCCAGAGGGAGAUGUUCUUCUACCGUCAAGCUCAGGCUACAGUCCUCGAGGCACUGCCACUCCUAAACAGGCACAGCAUAGCCACCAAGAGGCCCGAAGACUACUUUGCAGAGAUGGCCAAAUCUGAUCAGCACAUGCAGAAGAUCAGGAAAAAGCUGAUCUCAAAGCAGAUGAUUAUGGAGAGGUCAGAAAAGGCCAAGAAACUGCGUGAGCAAAGGAAGUUUGGCAAAAAGGUCCAAAUAGAAGUGAUCCAGAAGAGACAGCAGGAGAAGAAGGCCAUGAUGUCCGCUGUAAAGAAAUACCAGAAAGGAAUGACCGACAAACUGGAAUUCUUGGAAGGUGACCAGAAGAUGAAUAAAGAAUCUUCUCAGGGCUCAAAGAAAGCAGUGAACAAAAAGGGGCCUAGCGCUAAGAGAAAAUUCAAGGACCAGAAGUUUGGCUUUGGAGGCAAAAAGAGUGGAAAGAAGUGGAACACCAAGGAAAGCUACAACGAUGUUUCCGGUUUCCGUGCCAAAAUAGCUCACGGCAAGGGAGGGAAGAAGGGGAAAGGAGGAAAACAAAAUAAGCGUCCAGGCAAGUCUGUGCGCAAGAAGAUGAAGAAUCGCUCUUAGAGACUGGCGGGCUGCUCAGCAGACUGGACUUUGCACUCUGCUUUUUGGCAGGAUUUGCCUUAAGGGACUAUGAGCUCUUCUUCUACACUUUUUGGUACAAUAUACCUUUCGUACAUGCAUCUGGAUUGAUAUGGAGGUCCAUAUUAAUCAUAUUCAAACCACAGAUGGACUGAGUCCGAUCACACAGCUGGGGAAGCUAUUCAAAGGGCCUGUAAAGCCAAGAAUGGACUGCACACAGCUCCAAAAUACAGAACUUUCCUAAGGUUGAGAAGGACAAUGUUAUUUGCUGCAGAUACCCUGAUAUUUGCAUCUGGCUGCAGUUGUCCCUACCCUAAGGUGGUUUUAGAUCCACUCUCUGUGAUUACACCUCCGUGUCUCCACCUUCUCAAUGACACAGUGUUCUCCUGAGGUUUGUGUGUUCUGUUUUACUUUUCUCACUCAGCUUUUUGACUCGUUGAUUCUCUCCCAUGUUACAUGACAUUUUAUAAUAUUGAGCAGCUGUCAGUUUUGCCCUUUUCCAUUCAUUAGUAUGAUUAGCAUGUGAUGGGCGUGUGUGUUUUGUUACAGACCUGUGCAAAUGUUCCCCCCAAGUGUUUCUCUAAGAAGGGUCAGCUUCUGUGCUGACACCUGCAUGAUUGUUUGAUGAACAAAUACAUUUCAGUAGGCAUUCA
This is a messenger RNA of Neolamprologus brichardi, 1729 nucleotides long. It is a transcript of the gene ebna1bp2, whose product is annotated as EBNA1 binding protein 2. The record is from RefSeq and is a predicted model, not a curated record. NCBI's taxonomy places the organism in Eukaryota, Metazoa, Chordata, Actinopteri, Cichliformes, Cichlidae. Gene Ontology annotation, biological process: rRNA processing; ribosomal large subunit biogenesis. Gene Ontology annotation, cellular component: preribosome, large subunit precursor; nuclear periphery; nucleolus.